CCUGGAAAAGCCUCCUGGCCGCCACAGAGGCCCGUGGGCAGCCGGCAUGAGCGGGUCUCUAGGCCGGGCGGCGGCGGCGGCUCUGCUGCGCUGGGGGCGCGGCGCGGGCGGCGGGCUGCCCGGUGUGCGAGCGGCGAGCUCGGGUGUGGGCGGUGGCGGCCAGGCGGAGCAGUUGGACGCGCUGGUGAAGAAGGACAAGGUGGUGGUGUUCCUCAAGGGGACCCCUGAGCAGCCCCAGUGCGGCUUUAGCAACGCCGUGGUGCAGAUCCUGCGGCUGCACGGCGUCCGCGACUACGCGGCCUACAACGUGCUGGACGAUCCGGAGCUGCGACAAGGCAUUAAAGACUACUCCAACUGGCCUACCAUCCCACAGGUGUACCUCAAUGGCGAGUUUGUGGGGGGCUGUGACAUCCUUCUGCAGAUGCACCAGAAUGGGGAUCUGGUGGAGGAACUGAAAAAGCUGGGGAUCCGCUCUGCCCUGCUAGAUGAGAAGAAAGACCAAGACUCGAAGUGAGGGCACCCGUUUUGCCAAGUGGGCCAGCCGCUGGAGUCACUGCCAGAAAAGCCUUAUCUCUCUGGCUGCCUGUGCUGGUCCUCCCUGCUUGUGAGCAGGCAGCUGGUUUCACUUUGGUCUUUGGCUCUGAAUAACCCAUGGUGAACGUCCUUACAACCGCCACGCUGUAGCAAAUCAGUGUUGUAAUCCCGUAUUGCUGUAACCAAAAUUUGUUCCUAUGUUGUUUCUUACUCAGGAGGCCUUCCUGGCUCUUGGACAUGGGUCAGGCUGUAAAGAUGGUAUAUUCCCCAUAUGUUUUGUAACUUCUGUUAAGGGAAAUAAUGGACAGACAGCUAGAUAAUGUGAUGGCUGGAGUGUUGUUUUUUAAAAAUAAACAGUCAACACAGA
Nannospalax galili (Upper Galilee mountains blind mole rat) is the source of this 901-nucleotide messenger RNA. RefSeq names its product glutaredoxin 5 (gene Glrx5). The record is from RefSeq and is a predicted model, not a curated record. The transcript is spliced from 3 exons. NCBI's taxonomy places the organism in Eukaryota, Metazoa, Chordata, Mammalia, Rodentia, Spalacidae. The coding region runs from base 47 to 514 and encodes 155 amino acids.